AUGACGUCGGUUCGUGUUCGUCCUUUCCAGCAAAAAAUGGCAGCUGUUGACAUCGACGUGCCGGUGGACACAGAAGCUCAAAUCCGCAAUCCGGAGGACAUGGAACGUCAGGCUGAAGGCUUCAAAGAGCAAGGAAAUGCAUUCUACAGCCAGAAGGAUUACUCUGAGGCUUUCAACUAUUAUACUAAGGCCAUAGAUGUGAGCCCCAAAACUGCCAGUUAUUAUGGCAACAGGGCAGCCACCCUCAUGAUGCUCUUUCGCUUUCGUGAGGCCCUAGAAGAUUCCCAGCAGGCUGUGCGGCUGGAUGACUGUUUCAUGAAGGGUCAUCUACGUGAGGGCAAAUGCCACUUGUCGUUGGGAAAUGCCAUGGCGGCUAAUCGCUGCUUUCAGAAGGUUUUGGAGUUGGAGCCCAGCAACAGAGAGGCCCAGCAGGAGAAUAAGACUGCAGCGACUCUACUGGAGUACCAAAGAAUGGCGGAUGUUGGCUUUGAAAAGCGGGAUUUCAGAACGGUGGUGUACUGCAUGGACCGGGCCUUGGCUGUGUCUUCUGCCUGCCACCGCUUCAAAAUCAUCAAGGCCGAGUGUCUGGCUCUGCUGGGACGCUAUCCAGAAGCCCAGUCCGUGGCAAGUGAUAUCUUGCGAAUGGAUUCGACUAACGCAGACGCGCUCUACGUCCGAGGCCUGUGUCUCUACUACGAGGACUGCAUUGAUAAAGCUGUUCAGUUCUUUGUCCAGGCUCUGCGCAUGGCACCUGACCACGAAAAAGCCCGGCUAGCCUGCAGGAAUGCCAAAGCCUUAAAAGCCAAGAAGGAGGAGGGCAACCAGGCAUUUAAGACCUGCAACUAUGAAGCCGCCUACAAGCUGUAUACUGAGGCCCUGACGAUAGACCCCAACAACAUCAAGACCAAUGCUAAACUCUACUGCAACAGAGCCACCGCAGGAUUAAAGCUGAAGAAACUUAAUGAAGCCAUUGAAGACUGCAGCAGUGCAAUCAAGCUAGAUGACACUUACAUCAAGGCCUACUUAAGAAGAGCUCAGUGUUACACGAACACAGAGCAGUAUGAGGAAGCUGUACGGGACUAUGAAAAAGUUUACCAGACGGAAAAAACAUCAGAGCACAAGCAUCUGCUGAAGACUGCUCAGCUGGAGCUGAAGAAGAGCAAGAGGAAAGAUUACUACAAGGUGCUGGGGGUCGGCAAGAACGCCACCGAGGAGGAGAUCAAAAAAGCCUACCGCAAACGGGCCCUCAUGCAUCACCCAGACCGCCAUAGUGCAGCGACUCCAGAAGUGCAGAAGGAGGAGGAAAAGAAAUUCAAGGAGGUUGGCGAGGCCUUCACUGUGCUCUCCGACCCGAAGAAGAAGAUGCGCUACGACAGUGGACAUGACCUGGAGGAUGAAGGCUCCUUUGAUGGCGGAGAUUUUGAUGCAAACAACAUCUUCAGGGCUUUCUUCGGUGGCCACGGUGGUGGAGGAGGAGGAGGACAUGGAGGAGGAGGACAUGGAGGAGGAUUUAGUUUUGAUUCCAGUCCAGACUCUGGGCCUGGAAAUUUCUUUUUCCAAUUUGGCUAAAGUGAAGGAUCAUGUGGGGAAAAAUGCAGCACUGCAGUGGAAAAAAAUAAAGUUGGACCCACAGUCACCUCCUGAUGCUCAUCCUCCUGAGUGUCUUGCAAAACCUCCCCAAUAUUAUUUUCAAGUGGUUUUUGAUUAUUGCAUUCACUCCUAAAUUUACUCAAAAACAGUGGGAAUGAUAAUUCAGAGACUUUAGUGAAGAAUUAACAUUGUAAAUAAAGAAGUGCUUAAGAAGUCUUUUUUGUUUUUUAAAGAGGUUUGGAUCAGCUGAUCUCAGAGCAUGUCCCUGUUGCCAAAAUCUAAAUAUUAGAUUAAAAUAAAUCUUAUAAAACUGCCUCAACCUUCAUAAAGGUGACUAGUUGUAAGAAAUGCAUUGGAAGUUUAAGCAUCAUGGUUGAUUAGUUUUAGAAGGCAUAACAUGGCAUCCGUUUUUAUGGUUCUCCUGGGACAGCAUGUCUCUAUAGAGCAAGAGUCAAUGUACUGUGGAAGUUCAAUGUCAAAACUGACCUCAGGACAGCCCGUUUAGGACAACGCAGGUCUGUUGCGAGUGUUGUGUUCAGGUUUUAUUGGCUCAUUUGCCAAAUAUAGAAUCAAUGUGCAGGGUUUUCGUUUCUUCUCCAUGCUGCAUUGUAUAUGACUCGAAUGUAAAGUGUUUUGUGUCCAUAAAUUGUUUUCCUCCUUCA
Anarrhichthys ocellatus (wolf-eel) is the source of this 2252-nucleotide messenger RNA. RefSeq names its product dnaJ homolog subfamily C member 7-like. The record is from RefSeq and is a predicted model, not a curated record. The transcript is spliced from 14 exons. NCBI's taxonomy places the organism in Eukaryota, Metazoa, Chordata, Actinopteri, Perciformes, Anarhichadidae. Gene Ontology annotation, molecular function: protein binding. Bases 1 to 1569 code for a protein of 522 amino acids.